CCAACGACACCGAGCGACUGGAGCGAGAUAUUGAUGAUCUGGAGACUAAGAACCGUGAAAUAAAGCUGCAGCUGCGUGAAAGACGUGCUCCUCGCGAAUAUCCAGCCUUUCAUCCGGGACCGAUCCUGCCGUCCACCGGGAAAGGCAAAGCCAGGGACGUUGAUAUAUCUGAUGACUCCGUCAUGGCUCAAAUUAUGCAGGCAACGCUCAACGAUGAGGAUAGUCUACUGUCUGCUGAGCGUGUGAGGCUGUCAAGCAUGGUCCCAGCUACUUUCGCCUGUGGCGUCUGUAUGGACGAUCUUGAAGAAGACUAUGUUGCUCGUGUCGACAGUUGCAAACAUUGUCUUUGCCGCGACUGUCUACGAGGCUACAUUCGCUCGAAACUACAAGAGCACCGUUAUCCUAUUCUAUGCCCUGUGUGCACGGCCGAAACGAACCGAAGUGACGCCGUCGGUGUCGUGUCAGAGAAUAUUAUUCGUGAUAUAGGAGUGUCAGACGAAGAGUAUGCCGUGUUCGAAGAAAUGCAAAUGUCGAACUUCUCGAUUAUACUUCAUUGUCGUCUAUGCAAGAAUUCGGUUUUUGUCGACCGAGAAGAAUAUCAAGAGAGUCGUAUACUCACAUGCCCCCUACCAGGAUGUCUUCAUGCUUGGUGCAAAAACUGCCAACAGCAAAUCGAUAUGGCCGGUCCUCCCCACUCGUGCGAUGGUUCCUCGGAACUUGAGCAUCUCAUGCGCGAGCGUGGAUGGAAGCACUGCCCAGGCUGCCAGACGCCUAUACAGAAAGCAUCAGGAUGUAACCAUAUGACGUGUUUAUCUCCGGGAUGUAAUACACAUUUCUGCUACGUUUGUGGUGGGAUGAUCGUUCAAUCUGCUCUUCGAAGAGAGGUCGAGCGAUCCGUUACAGAGCAUUAUCGACGAUGCCAGUUGUUCGAAGUACCGAACUAG
Messenger RNA from Stereum hirsutum FP-91666 SS1, 944 nucleotides. RefSeq lists its product as uncharacterized. Gene Ontology annotation, molecular function: zinc ion binding; ubiquitin protein ligase activity; ubiquitin conjugating enzyme binding. The record is from RefSeq and is a predicted model, not a curated record. Lineage: Eukaryota; Fungi; Basidiomycota; Agaricomycetes; Russulales; Stereaceae. Gene Ontology annotation, cellular component: cytoplasm; ubiquitin ligase complex. The transcript is spliced from 7 exons. Gene Ontology annotation, biological process: positive regulation of proteasomal ubiquitin-dependent protein catabolic process; ubiquitin-dependent protein catabolic process; protein polyubiquitination. Bases 183 to 944 code for a protein of 253 amino acids.